CAGUCCAGCCGCUUGGCGGAGAGAAGUACACGCGCUCCGGCUCGUUGCGGGAUAAACAGAGGAGGACGGCGGAAAAUCCACGAACUCUCCAUCACGCUUUUAGUCUCAAUUCAUCACCGUUCGCCCCGGCACCAGGAGAUUUGUAGCUGCCGCAGUGUCUUCAUCCAACGGCGGGCAUUUGCUGCUUUCCACCCGGACGCGUCCGCAGUGCUGGAUUUUGCCUCUGAACUGAACCAGAUCACACUCUCUUAAAAUUAAACCGUGGGAGACUGGCGACUGGCUUGUCAUUUUGAAAGGUUCUACAAAAGGACUUCUGAUUGGACACUUGAGAACCCAUGAGCACCAAUCAGAACGCUGCAGCCACAAAGGAAGCAAUAUGAAAAUCCGGUCAUGAGCUGGUAUCUGAUGAGAAAUGCAGUAUUUGGAAGACACAAUCGCUUCUUGCCCUGUGGGAGACUAUGUGUGGGACUACUCAAAUACGCAAUCUGAAAAGUUAUUGCUUACAACCAAGACUCUAGUCAUAACUGAAGCUCAUUUUCCAGUGUGAUAAAACACCAAGGAUACACUGAAGAGAGGAAAACACAAUAAGCAAGCUGACAGUUUACCAAACCUAAACAAUUAUCCAUGUAAUUAUAAUUCCAGCUUUGUCCCAUUUCCUGUGGAAUACAGAUACAGAUUGUCACCUGUGUAAACACCAUGACUGAAGCACAGAUGAAGUCCAUUAUGUCUGGAUCCAGCGGACACAGAGGUGGUAUGGUGACCAGUGCCUUAUUUUGCAGGGCGAUGGCCCUCGUGUUUUUCUCACUGACAAGUGUGCCUGUUGUUCAGGGUGAUUGCUGGCUGAUCGAGGGGGAAAAGGGAUUUGUGUGGUUAGCAAUCUGCAGCCAGAACCAACCACCAUUCGAAAAUAUUCCAUUGCAGAUUAACAGCACAAUCGUUGACUUGCGACUUAACGAGAACAAGAUUCGAAGCAUUCACUUUUCUUCACUUAGUCGCUUUGGCAAUCUCACUUACCUAAAUCUGACAAAGAACGACAUCUCUUACAUAGAAGAUGGCGCGUUCUCUGCCCAGUUCAAUCUGCAAGUGUUACAGAUUGGUUUCAACAAGCUAAGGAACUUAACAGAGGGAAUGCUGAGAGGCCUGGGGCGCUUACAGUACCUCUAUCUACAGGCUAACCUGAUAGAGACUGUAACGGCCAAUGCUUUUUGGGAGUGUCCUGCUAUCGAAAACAUAGACCUUUCUAUGAACAGGAUUCAGCAACUUGACGGUGCUACAUUUCGUGGGCUGUCGAAGUUGACGACAUGUGAGCUUUAUGCAAACCCAUUCGGCUGCUCAUGCGAACUACUUGGAUUUUUGCGCUGGCUUGCAGCAUUUCCAAAUCGGACGAGCGAGCGGAUGGUAUGCGACACGCCUGCUGGAUUUUCAGGCUACAAUCUUUUGAGCCAAAACCCUAGGAUGCCAAGAUUUCGGAAUGCUUUCCAUGCACUCUCCUCUGUGUGCACAGAUGUCAACGUGACUCCUUAUCUUCAUGGAUCUUUUGACAGGGGCACUCCCACGAUGUUGCCCGAUUCGAGUCCUUGUGGAUUGGACGACUGUUCCUCUGGGACAUUUCCGGAGGAAACUAUAAGCAUCAGCCCGACAUUUUUAGAUCCAGACGCACGUCCUAUGAUGAAACUAAAAGAAGUGACUCACACAAGCGCAAUCAUCACAGUCCAGAUUCCCAAUCCUUUUCGGAAAAUGUACAUCCUUGUCCUUUACAACAACAGCUUCUUCACAGACAUCCAAAACCUAAAGAGCCAGAGAGAAGAAAUUGAGUUGCCAAACCUUAAAUCUCACACUAACUACACAUAUUGCGUGGCAUCUAUACGUAACUCCUUAAGAUUCAAUCAUACCUGUCUGACCAUCUCCACGGGUCCGAGGACUUUGCAAGAACGUGUGACAAACAACUCAACCGCUACUCACUACAUUAUGACUAUACUUGGUUGUCUCUUUGGAAUGCUUAUAGUUUUGGGCAUGGCGUUUCAUUGCGCAAGAAGGCGCAAACAUCAGGAUGAACCAAAAAGCAAAAAGCUUGAAAAGAUGAAAAGAAAUUUGAUUGAGAUGAAAUAUGGGACUGAGCUGGAACAAGGGACCAUAUCACAGCUGUCACAAAAACAAAUGCUCUCCACUGGUGAAACAGUACAAAGGAUACCAUACUUGCCAACUGCCAGUGACACAGAUCAAUACAAGUUGCAAGAGAUCUCCAGCACACCAAAAACAACAAAGGGGAAUUACAUGGAAGUGAGAUCUGAGCAACCGGACCGCAUCGUCAGGGAAUGCAGCGUUGCUCCUUCGGAAGCCAGCCAAGGAUCUGUUGCUGAGAUAUCCACCAUUGCAAAAGAAGUGGACAAAGUAAAUCAGAUCAUCAACAACUGCAUUGAUGCCCUCAAAUCAGAUUCAACAUCAUUCCAGGCUGCAAAAUCUGGUGCCGUGUCCACGGCAGAGCCACAGCUAGUCCUCAUAUCAGAACACCCACCUGGAAAGGCUGGUUUUCUUUCUCCAGUGUACAAAGGGGGUUACCAUCAUCCCUUACAGCGACAUCACAGUAUGGAUGCUCCACCGAAGCGUGCGAGCACAUCCUCAAGCGGUUCGUUGCGAAGUCCCCGCUCUUUCCGUUCUGAAGGGGCAUACAGAGUCUCAGAGUCCAAGUAUAUUGAGAAGACUUCAUCUCCCCUAGACGAGUCAGGAAUCAUAACGGUCACUCCAGCGGCCGCAAUCCUUAGAGCGGAAGCAGAGCGAAUUCGACAAUACAGCGAGCACAGGCACUCCUACCCCGGACCGCACCACAUGGACGAGUCGAUAGAGGAGUCGGGGAGCCGAAAGUCUUCUAUUCUGGAGCCUCUAACACGCUCAAGGCCUUGUGAGCUGUCCUAUUCUCAGCUCUCACCACAGUACCACAACAUGAGCGGCUAUUCCAGCCCCGAGUACAGCUGCACGCCAUCGCUUAGCCUGUGGGAACGUUUUAAACUCCACCGCAAGCGCCACAGGGAUGAGGAAGAGUAUAUUGCAGCUGGUCACGCAUUAAGGAGGAAGGUACAGUUUGCCAAAGAUGAGGACCUACACGACAUUCUGGACUACUGGAAGGGAGUGUCCGCUCAACAAAAAUCAUGACUGCUGUUUUUAUAGCUCAUCCAAUUAAAAUAGUCCAAAUCUCUGGACCAAACCAGGCAGUACUGACGAUUAAGUCAGCACUCACUUUUAGUGAAAUAGCUUAGAAGUAUUGCUGAAUUCUUUAGCUUUUUUCAGUCGUUCUCUUUGAGAAUGAAAACAAAAAACAAGAUACAGUAGAUCUCGCAGUGAGUGUACGUGCCAAGUGGUAAGAAUAGAAAAUGUUUAACAGUAUUAACCUCAAGUCAACAUUUGAUUUUUAUAUAUUGGAAAUAACAAUAGACUACUAUUAUAUAAUCAUCCUCAUCUUCAUGGAUUAGUAGUAUUACCGUUAAGAUUGAUCGAUUCUUCUUAUUAUUACUACAAUUAAUCUUUGGUUAUCGCAUGGCCGUGUCCUGUGACAGUAUAUUGACUGUGGUGUAUUUGGGGAAAAGAACAAACAUUUCAAAACGUCUGCCGAACACUGUUCUCCACGACCUUAGAUUUUAUAAAGACUUUGAAGAUAUUCUUUAUUCCUUCAUUAGCGACGGUUUUAAAGAUCAACUCCUGAAUUUGCCACUGAAGCACACUCGACUGGAUUUUAAAACAUUACUUUUGGAGGGGGCUUCUAUUAAUGCGUUCUUCACUCUUUUUUUGUAAAGUUUACAUUGAACAGUGAAUGUUUUAAGACUCACACCUGCGAUUUUUGAGCCUCGCAAACUUUUUUGAGCAGGUACUUUUUUGGCUAUUGAUUUGUUUCAUUAACGAUGUUGUACACAAGUCAUGCAUACUAGAGAAUGUAAUGUGUUUUAAAUCUAUUUUUCGCCAGCAUUUAGGCCUUAGAUCAGCUUAAACCCAGUUCUGUUCAUGUUUGCCAGACUUAUUUCUAUGUCAGUCUAUGAAAGUUAUUGCCAAUUCUAAACCACUGUGAACCCCAGACCAAGCUAAAUAAUGCAGCUUGUUUUUUACUGAUGAAAACAGAUCUUCUUUAGCUAUUAAUAGCAUAAUCUUUUCACAUCGCCAUAAAUGCUGAUAGACAAUUGAUUUAAACAAAAGAACUGGCCUCUAAAUUUUGAGGAAACUGAAUCAUCUGAGACCAGUACUGUGAAACCAGUUAUUACACAACACAUCUGAAUCAAAGUGCUUGACUGGUAAUUGUGUCAGCCAAAUAUUAAAGGAACAGUUCACCCAUAAUGAAAAUGUCUGUUCAUGUCAUCAUUUUCUAUCAAAGUUUUGCAAAAUUUUAAAUUUAAUGAUUUGAAUUGGAGAUGGUUUAAAUAUAGUGCACGGACCACUUUUAUAAUACUUCUGUUGUGUUUUUGAAACAUUUAUAUCCCCAUUAAAGAGAGGCCAAAAAUGACCACAUUAUUUACUCUCCCUGAAGCCAUCUGUGAUACAUUUGUCCAUCAUUUUUCAGACGAGCACAUUUUCAGUCCUAGCCCUUCCAAGCUUUAUAAAAGUCAAAAACGGGGUUUACUUCUUUCAAGGACAAAGAAAGUGCAUCCAUCCUUCACAAAAGUAAUCCAAAUAGCUUCAGGCGGAUAAACACAGGCCUUCUGAGGGUAAUUGAUGCGAUUUUGCAAAAAAAUCCAUAUUUAAAACUUUACAAACGAAAAUAGCUUCCGGUAACAACACUUGGACUCCUCUGCAGUCACUAGAGAGUUUUAGUCAAAGACAUUAUAUACGUAGACGCCUCAUGGCGUGCUGGAACGUAAUCCAGCGUCGCCGCCAUACUGGUCGGGUCUCCUCACUGUACGCUAGUGAGCAACUAUGCCCAUAUUUUGUGCAGUUUACGGUUGCAAUAACCAGCACAGUAUUGAUACCAGAUUGCAUGGGAUUACCAUUCACAAGUAAGAAUUAACAAUAAUUUUGGUUAUUUAAUAUUAUGUCAUCGUAACUAACGUAACUUACAUGUAAAAAUCCAGUAAAAAUGUGAGGAGUUAUGAUUAUUGUAGUUGGGGAUACACCGUCCUCAGUAGAAAUAAAUGCAUUGGGGACCCAUCCAAGAUGGCGGCCGUGCUGAUACGUCAGCUCCAAUAGGCAGCCUUCAGUCUAUGAGGAGCCUACGUAUAUAAUGUCUAUGGUUUUAGCGUAGUGAACACAUGCCAUAGGUACACUACGUAGUGACGUAAUGGCGUAGUGACGAAUGCGGGGAGCGGAGGCACAGAACAGGGAGCAUUUCUUUAAAAUGAUGAUUUUAAAGAAAAUGGUGGAGGAUUUCGAUAUAAGACAAUAAAGCUAUCCCUGUAGCUCAACACACGGUUCUCCCUAGAGUCUUUUCUCACUGGAUCUUGCGCAUCAUAUGCUACGCAACUAUCUAGUGCAUGCGUGUAGGAUUUUACCGGAAGCUAGUUGUUAACAUUAUAAAUAUGGAUAUUUUUCCUACAAAAUCACAUCGACUGUGUUUAUCCCCCUGGAGCCGUGUGGAUUACUUUUGUGAAGGAUGGAUGCACAUUCUUGGACAUUCUUAGACACCAGUUAUAAAGCUUGGAAGAACUACCAAGACUCAGAUUGACACUGGUGCUAGCAUACAGUGAGGAGACCCAAGCAAUAUGGCGGCGACGCUGGAUUACGUUCCAGCAUGAGGCAUCUACGUAGAUAAUGUCUAUGGCUAAAACUCUCUAGUGAAUGCAGAGGAGUCCAAGAAUUUAACUCCUUGUAUACUGGAAGCUAGUUAUUUUCGUUUGUAAAGUUUUAAAUAUGGAUUUUUCUGCAAAGUCGCACCGAUUACCCUCAGAAGGCUUGUGUUUAUUCACCUGGAGCUAUUUGAAUUACUUUUGUGAAGGAUGGAUGCACGUUCUUUGGCCUUGAAAGAAGUAGACCCCGUUUCUGACUUUUAUAAAGCUUGGAAGACCUAGGAUAUUUUCUAAAAUAACUAAAAAUGUGUUCGUCUGAAAAAUGAGGAACCUACAGUAUGCAUCUCAGAUGGCUUCAGGGUGAGUAAAUCAUGUGGUAUUUUUCAUGUUUGGCUGAUCUAUCGCUUUAAUAUUUGCCUGAAAGAGAGAAAUCAGCACAAUACAAGUGUAGCCGGAUAAUGAAAGUUUUCAUUUUUGGGUGUACUGUUCCUUUAAGAGCCAGAGUGCACCUGGUUUUGCCUAAAACAUAUGUUUAGAAUGCUGUUGAGUCAUGUUUUGCAUAAAGUACAGUAUAUACCGAAGUAAUAGUUUGUAUCUGUAUAUUUCGUUUAUCCAACUGUUCUUAUCAUGCAUAUAGUAUCAAUGAAAAAACAGCUGUUGUCAUACUAAUUGUAUUUUUAUUCUGAAAUGUGUCUGUAUACUGCAAACCAGUCCUGAACAUGAGGUUAUUUUUGUACACUCGCUCUUUUUCUCCAAACCCAAAAGUGUUUCAGUUGUUUUCGAAUUAAGUUUUAAACAUUCAGAAGCAAUCUGGUAAUUCCUGUGAGAGUUUUUGCUUAAUUAAGGUCUACAGGAAAAGAGUAAUGCAUGACAAUAUAAUUAUAAUAUAAUGCAGAGACAGUAUCAUUAUUUAAUCCAAAUGUUUGUAUACUUAACGAAAUCAAGGUCUUAUUUAUAUUUUUAGCUAAUCAAAAUGACAAAUUUAAAACGUUAUACUCAAAUCUUUGAUGAACAUGUCCCUUGUACAAAUCCGCACUUUUAAAGGCUAACCAUUCAUGCACUGUAUCUCCUCCGCAGGUUUGUUCAGUUGAAUUGUCAUCUCUUAAAUUGCAAACUGUAGCACUCCUGAUUUUCCAUGGACUAUGAAAGAAAGUUCAAAAUGACUCGGUGAAUGUAAAAAGCCAGAAAACAGCUCCAUGCAGUGUAUAUGGGCUGCUUGGAAAGAAUGGAUUUUUAAAGGGCUUUCAUGUCUGGUGGAAAUGUCAAAGAGCACAAUAAAAUGGUUUUAUUUCGUAAAAAAUAAAUACUCUUUUCUCAA
This is a messenger RNA of Misgurnus anguillicaudatus (oriental weatherfish), 7020 nucleotides long. RefSeq names its product extracellular leucine-rich repeat and fibronectin type III domain containing 1b (gene elfn1b). Lineage: Eukaryota; Metazoa; Chordata; Actinopteri; Cypriniformes; Cobitidae. Gene Ontology annotation, cellular component: plasma membrane. The record is from RefSeq and is a predicted model, not a curated record. Gene Ontology annotation, molecular function: protein binding.